ACCGCUGCGUUCUCUCGGACGUCAUCACCGUCCGAAAUCCCUGAUAACGCCAUGCGCAUUCCCGCUCUGUUCUGAAUGGGGGGCUCAGUCCAGCUUCUGACAGCGAGUCCAGUGGUGUAACGUUAACCGUAGACGGUCCACUCAUCUCCGCUGCUUUCAGACACACCGGAAGUCAACGAGCCCGCCUCUCCGGUAGUACACAUUCAUUCAGGUAGUCUGCUCGUGCACUGACAGUCCCAACUAGUUCGGUCCAGAGUGUACUGACUCUUGUCUUCUCAGCCCGGAAAGUUCGUGUAACCGUUACUGACGGGAGAAGCUGUCUCUGUCUGUCCAGGAAUGAGAGAUGAUGGCCGGCUCUAUAGCAGAGGAGAAAACCUUCCGACGGUUCCUGGAGCUCUUUCUUCGGGAGAUGAGAAUGCCUCUGCAGGAGAGCGACCCUCCGCCGAUGCGCCCCUUAUCGGACCUGGUGACUGAAGACGAGGUGGAGGGCGAAUGCCUCGAUCUGUGUCUCCAGCACCUCUACAAAUAUAACUGCCCUUGCUCCCUGGCUGCAGCUCUAGCCAGGGCCACAGCGGACAGCCUCCUGCAGACUGACCUCUCCAUCCACCUCCUCAAUAAGACGGUAGAAGAUGGAGCUGACCCAUUACCACAGAUGGAGUCUGUGAAGCUGGCCUGGCUGGUGUUUAACAGACUGUUUGAGAUGUGCUGCCUCUGGCUGAAGGAGCUGCCUUUCCGGCGCCGUCCACAGCCGUACUACGAAACCUCCAUCCACGCCAUCAAGAACAUGAGGCGUAAGAUGGAGGACAAGCACGUCAUCAUCCCCGACUUCAACUCGCUCUUCAACAUUCAGGAUCAGGAGGAACAGGCUUACUUUGCUGUGUUUGACGGUCACGGUGGUGUGGACGCUGCCGUUUAUGCUGCCAACCACCUCCACGUCAACUUGGUCCACCAGGAGUCGUUCAACCAGGACCCGAUCGAGGCACUCUGCAAAGCCUUCAAAGUCACUGAUGAAGGCUUCGUGAAGAAGGCCGCACGAGAGCACCUGCGUUGUGGCACGACGGGCGUGGUGACUUUCCUGCGGGGUCGGACGUUGUAUGUGGCCUGGCUGGGAGACUCCCAGGUCAUUCUGGUCAGGAAAGGACAGGUUGUUGAGCUGAUGAAACCACACAAACCAGACAGAGAGGAUGAGAAACUGAGGAUCGAGGCUCUGGGGGGCUGUGUGAUCUGGUUUGGUACAUGGAGGGUUAACGGCAGUCUGUCUGUAUCCAGAGCAAUAGGUGACUCAGAGCACAAGCCCUACAUCUGUGGUGAUGCAGACCAUGACGUCUUCCCAUUGGACGGUUCAGAAGACUACCUGAUUCUGGCCUGUGAUGGAUUCUGGGACACAGUGGUUCCAGAUGAGGCGGUGCGGGUGGUCAGCGACCACCUGGAGGAGAACUCUGGAGACACCACCAUGGUAGCCCACAAGCUGGUGGCCUCGGCCCGCGAUGCAGGCUCUAGUGAUAAUAUCACUGUCAUAGUGGUCUUCCUGCGGGACCCGCGCUGCCCACCACCCACCGGCACAGAGGACGAGGAGGAGGGCGUGGCGGAGGGAGAGGUGGGGGAGGAGGAGGUAGCGGAGGUGGAGGAGGAGGAGCAGGAAGAGGAGGAUGAGGAAAGCGAGGCAGUCAGGGCAGAGCGUGAUGGUAGGGAGGGAGGCAGCACUGCGGACAUGGGGGGGAAGGGUCGCGGAGGCUGGCCCCUGCAGCAGUGCUCGGCCCCCGCUGACCUCACCUACGAAGACCGAACAGACUCGUUGACGGACAGAACUAGCCUCAGCCUGCUGGGGCCGUCGCUGGAGGGCCGCAUCUUCCUGAGCGGAGUCUCAAGGCAGCCCUGCCCCGACUUUAGCUCCGACCUUUUCACAGCCUCCCACAUCUAUCGCGAAAAACGCCCGCUGAGGCGCAGGUCCUGUAUCCCCUUUCAGGAGGCCAGCAUCUCUAGCUUCACAGACCCACAGUGGCCCCAGACAUCCAUGCUGUUAGGCCAGGCAGUGAGGCAAAGCCGCAGGCUCGGUUAUGGUAGUCGCCGGUGGGGUCGGAGGAGGCCAGGCGCGUCCAAAGAGAUGCUAGGCCUGUUACCAUCCGGCCACUUGCUGCCGCACAUGCAGCGCCACUCCGACGAGAGGCUUGGAGUGGCGCUGCCUCACCUGCCCCACGAUGCCAACAUCUAAAGAGAUGACCCAAACCAAACCAUCUCCUUCAUUUAUUCAGUCCUGGCCCACACUCCACACCCACUCACCUCUGCCUUCAACAACACAUCUUUCUUUGAUAGUAGGUAGUUGUGGCUCCUGCAGACGUAACGUGAUUAUUGACUUUUUGUUGGAGUGGUGCUCUCUGUCCUAAGCCGAAACGUUUCCAAAUGUAAGCCGGCCCACUAAACGCAAGCCCUGCUCCUUAAUGCUGUAGGUAAAGCCGUAAACUGCAUCCUCUCCAUUGUGACCAUUGAUCAAUGAGAUUGAAGCCAGAGCUUGAAAUGCAGGUUCAUAAGACGUGUUCAGACUGAAUUGUGAAAGGAAUCUUGUAUACAAGAGGCUGGGAAAAGACUUUUAAGAACAAGCACAGUUUACUGUUGGCAGUGGAAAUAACUGAAAGAAUGGAGUUCCAGCUAAAUCUUAAAAUAAAUCUGCGUGUUGUAAGCUAGCUGAGUCUGUAUUGGACUAUGACAGCUCUUCAGUGAUAAGAGAAGCAAAAGUUCUGUUACAUUUAGUCUGAACACACGUUUAAGAUUAAUUUAUAUGCGUUGUCGCUCAACACUCUCGGCAGCGUCUUUAGACAGAAAUGAUGGUUUUGAACAGGAAGAAAAGUAAGGAAGUAAGUAAACUUUAUUUAUUAAGCACCUUUUAAAACCAGGGUUACAAGGUGCUGUACAGUGCAACAAUGAAUAAAAAUAGAAAGAAUGGGAGAUAACAAUAUAAAAACAAAAGAAAACGUAAUAAUAAUAAAAACUAACCGACAAACCGAAGUUAAACACGGUUUGUAAUGAACUCAAACAUGUUUGGCAUUCUAUACUGUAAUUUCUUGUUACUUAUCGGAUGAUAUAUAUAUAUAUAUAUAUAUAUAUAUAUAUAUAAUACACCACUACCCAGACAUACGCUACAUUACGCUAAUAGUAGCCAAAAAUAUUGUCCAUGCCGAUGAAUGUGUUGUGCUUUAGUUGAAAAAGGAAUCUUCAAUCUGUUCCCACAAAGUUGGAAAAAAAAAACUAUUUUCUAAAAUAUUGUAGCUGUAGCGUAGCAUUAAGAUUUCCCUUCAACUGGAACUAAAGGGCCAAACCUUAAAAAAACAGCCCUAAACCAAAAGUACAACAAAAUACUUUUGUGUUAAUCUUUUGUCUUUCCUCCUAUUUAAUGUCACAUUUCUUUUGACACAGUGUGAGGUGACGCAUUUCUUUUGUCUUGAGACAGCUGUCGAGCGACCGAGCAUUAAAUUAAACUCUAAUGGCGUAGCUUACUUCAGCAAUCCCUUGGUGGCAGAUGCAUAAAGCUCAUAGAGGAGGCCGGAACAAUUGUUGCUCCUAGAUUCUGGGACUUAAGGCACAUGCUGUUCUUUCCGCUUCCCCAUACAGUCAAUGACCCAGCCAUUAUCCAGCCACAGUAUGUCUACAGAUAAAAGCACUUAAAACCAGAUUAUAAAAGAUUAGCAGUCAAUUACAUGAAUAAAUGCGUCAUGUAGUCCAGUAUUCCAGAUGGGGAUAUACUCUUGAGAUAAUGUUUUUGAAAAUGGAGGGGUAUUUAAAAAUAUAUUUUUUUGUCAUACUGUAGUUGUUGUUGGGCCAUAUAGCUGUUGCAAAGUAUCCAAGUGUCGUUACUUUUACACAAAAACCCAUUUAACAGAAGUAUUUUCCAGCAGGCUUCAUAAGUGCAAACCAUUUAAUGUUGGGCCUUGAUAGAACACGUGCCUUUCAUAUGUGUUACUAAAGCCUACUUUACACACAUAUUCACUAAUUACUGAAUUCAUGUGUUAAUAAUUAAUCAUCAAGGACAAGUCUGGCUUUCAGUCAGGUCGUAUUAUGACUCUGUGCCACUUUAAAGGAAUAGUUUGACACUUUUCGGAAAUAGGUUUAUUCACUUUCUUACCAAGAGUUAGAUGAUAAGAUAGAUAGCAGUCUAUAGCUGAUUAGCUUAGCUUAACACACAGACUGGAAGCAGGGGGGACAGCUAGUUUGGCUCUGUCCAAAGGUGAAAAUAAAUGUUUUUAGCAGGAUAUAUGUUGCCAUUAAGAGCCAUUUACCUAAAGACUUGUAGCAAAGGGGAAACCGGAAACCACUAGCUUGGAGUACAAAAAAAUCUGCCAACAAUUUGUGGUAUUACAUUUCUGUUUGUGUAUGGAUUAAACAAACAACAUAUAGCGUGCUAGUUUCCAGUCUUUAUGCUAAGCUAAGCGGCUGCUGGCAGUGUACUAGUUUCACUUUUAGUGUGCGGACACGAGAUUAGUAUCAAACGUCUCAUCAAGAAAGCAAAUAAUAAUAUUUUCCCAAAAUGUCCUUUAAGAUUCAUAGUCAAAGUUAUGGUGUUAACAGCAAUAAACAUCCCACUCAGAACCAACUCCAAGAUAGUCCUCCACGUCAGAGUAAACCACCGAGGCUGGCUCCUGUCGCCUCACGGCGCCUAUUAUAAUGGGAUCUUUCUCUGAUCUGAUCUAGAUUCAAAAUGGAGAGCCCCCCUCUCUGCUGUCUAACACGCUGCUGAUAGUGCUGCUGCGCUUCUGUUAUGUUAGCAUUAAUGUUCAAACUCCUUUUAUAAGACUGCACUCGUCUGUAAAACCUGCCUGAGACAUAAUAGCCCUAUCGACAUUCAUUGGUUUCAUAUACCUAACAGCAAAUAUGGCAGAGUUCCUCUUUAAUUCUAAUUCAUAAUCAUAAUUAACAAAUGUAAUCAUCAAAUAAUACUAAUUUAUAUAAUAUAAUAAUAAUAAUAGCACCCAUACCCAGUUAUGUAGGUAGGAUUGAUCUGUGGAAAGACUUCUGUCACUUUUAUUUAAAUGCACACAAUAACAUUAACAUACAGUCGCCAAGUGUGCAACACAAAAGUCGUUAUAUACCAAGUAUGUGGAGAUAUUCAAAGUUUGACAGACCUGCCAUGGCUAAUUACAGUCUCUAUGUAAGCUACGAUUGGACAAUCGCUGUUUAGGGGCGGGGUUUACUGAACGGUCAUUUUGGACACAUAUUCCCUAACAUCCUCAUUCCCCAAAUCUUUAGUUGAUGCAGUGAAUUUCCAAACAUCAGGACGUUAGUAGUCAUGUUUCCAUCUAAUUGUCAAGCGAAUUUUAGGCAAACUUUUAAAAUG
Sander lucioperca (pikeperch) is the source of this 5326-nucleotide messenger RNA. RefSeq names its product protein phosphatase, Mg2+/Mn2+ dependent, 1E (gene ppm1e). Gene Ontology annotation, biological process: negative regulation of protein kinase activity; protein dephosphorylation. The transcript has 7 exons. The record is from RefSeq and is a predicted model, not a curated record. The coding region runs from base 344 to 2212 and encodes 622 amino acids. Gene Ontology annotation, molecular function: cation binding; protein serine/threonine phosphatase activity. Lineage: Eukaryota; Metazoa; Chordata; Actinopteri; Perciformes; Percidae.